Loxodonta africana (African savanna elephant) is the source of this 7703-nucleotide messenger RNA. Its product is annotated as complement C4A (Chido/Rodgers blood group). Bases 527 to 5761 code for a protein of 1744 amino acids. Gene Ontology annotation, biological process: inflammatory response; complement activation. The transcript has 41 exons. Gene Ontology annotation, molecular function: endopeptidase inhibitor activity; protein binding. NCBI's taxonomy places the organism in Eukaryota, Metazoa, Chordata, Mammalia, Proboscidea, Elephantidae. The record is from RefSeq and is a predicted model, not a curated record. Gene Ontology annotation, cellular component: extracellular region.
AACAUUGACAUUCAGGUUGGUUCUCCCUAGGGUGCAAUGAGGGUGUGCCCAGUCUCCUAAACCACAGAAUUUCUGUUAGCACCUACAACCAGCAAGGGCCUAGUGUAGUUCAGUUUUUGUGGGAGUGAAACCAAGAGACAGGUAUCUUAUAAGCCCAUCUUUGUUUUGUUAGACCCUUUCCAUCUCCUGCAUACCUGGGCUACGUGUACACAAGCUUUUGUACAUAAGUACACACACGCAGAUAUACCCAGUAGUGAGGAAGUGCUCAGGGGAUGGAAUGAGAAGGGUUAAUGGGGAAGGACAGGCUCUAUCUCUGGGCCAAGAUUCCCUCAGAGACCCAGGUGUCCGGGCUGCCCCCCCAACACUGGGCCUAGGGCCAGUUGCAUUUCUUGGCUGUCACGUGGUUUCCCAGCUUAGUGGGGCCAGGGGAGGAGCAAGGUCCAGAGUCCACUCUGCCCCAAGCCCUUGAUUGACCAGAAGGGAGCAGGCGGACAGACAGGCCUGACCCCUCGUGGAUCCUCCAGCCAUGAGGUUCCUCUGGGGGCUGAUCUGGGCCUCCAGCUUCUUCGUCUUGUCUCUGCAGAAGCCCAGAUUGCUCCUAUUUUCUCCUUCUGUGGUUCACCUGGGGGUCCCCCUAUCAGUGGGGGUGCAGCUCCAGGAUGUCCCCCAAGGCCAGGUAGUAAGAGGAUCAGUGUACCUGAGAAACCCAAGCAACCCUAAUAUUAAUAUCUACUGCUCUCCAGAGGUGGGCUUUACCCUCAGCUCAGAAAAAGACUUCACACUCCUCAGCCUCCAGACCCCCUUGAAAGAUACUAAGGAUUGUGGCCUCCAUGGCCUCCGCAGAGGCCCUGAGGUACAGCUGGUAGCCAAGUCAUCGUGGCUGAAGGACUCUCUGUCCAAACGCACAGACACUCAGGGUGUCAACCUGCUCUUCUCCUCUCGCCGGGGAUACCUCUUUUUGCAGACUGACCAGCCUGUUUAUAACCCUGGCCAGCGGGUUCGGUACCGGGUCUUUGCACUGGAUCAAAAGAUGCGCCCGUCCACAGACACUCUUACGGUCACUGUGGAGAAUUCUCAGGGCCUCCUUGUGAGGAAGAGGGAGGUGUUUACUGCCACAUCCAUCUUCCAGGACGACUUUGUGAUCCCCGACAUCUCAGAGCCAGGAACUUGGAAGGUCUCAGCCCGAUUCUCAGGUGCCCUGGAAUCCAACAGCAGCACCCAGUUUGAGGUGAAGAAAUACGUUCUUCCCAACUUUGAGGUGAAGAUCAUCCCUGGAAAGCCAUACAUCCUGACAGUACCUGGCUUUCUUGAUGAAAUCCAGUUAGACAUCCAGGCCAGGUACGUCUACGGAAAGCCAGUACAGGGGGUGGCAUACGUGCGCUUUGGGCUUCUGGGUGAGAAUGGUGAGAAGACGUUCCUUCGGGGGCUGGAGACUCAGACCAAGCUGGUGGAUGGCCAGAGCCACAUUUCCCUCACAGAGGCUGAUGUCCAGGGGGCCCUGGCGAAGCUUAACAUCACUGACCUUCUAGGGCUGCGUCUCUAUGUUGCAGCAGCCAUCAUUGAGUCUCCAGGCGGGGAGCUAGAGGAGGCUGAGCUCACAUCCUGGCGUUUUGUGUCAUCUCCCUUUGUCUUGGAUCUUAGCAACACCAAGCGCCAUCUCCUGCCUGGGGCCCCCUUUCUGCUGCAGGCUCGGGUCCGUGACAUGUUAGGCUCUCCAGCUGUUGACAUUCCUGUCAAAAUUUCUGCCAAGUUGUCUUCUCUUGGGUCUGCUGCUAAAACCCAGGACUUUCAGCAGAACACAGAUGAGAGUGGCCAAGUCAGCGUUCCCAUCAAUAUCCCUCAGACCACCCAAGAACUGCAGCUCUCGGUGUCCGCAGGCUCCCUCUAUCCAGAUGUGGCCAAGCUCACUGUGACAGGCCCACCCUCACAAGGCUCCGUGUUUCUGUCUAUUGAGCGGCUACAUCUUAGGCCCCCUCGAGUCGGGGACACCCUCAACCUGAACCUGCGAGCUGUGGGUGUCAACGGAGACACCUUCUCUCAUUACUACUACAUGAUCCUGUCCCGGGGUGAGAUCGUGUCCAUGCACCGAGAGCCCAGGAGGACCCUGACCUCGGUCUCCGUGUUUGUGGACCAACACCUGGUACCCUCCUUCCACUUCGUGGCCUUCUACUACCACAGGGGCCUCCCCGUUGCCAACUCCCUGCGAGUGGAUGUCCAGGCCGAGGCUUGUGAGGGCAAGCUGGAGCUGAAUGUGGAUGGUGCCAAGGAGUAUCAUCCUGGGGAGACUGUUAAAUUCCACCUGCAAACAAGCUCCCCGGCUCUGGUGGCUCUGGGAGCUGUGGACAUGGCCCUGUAUGCUGUGGGCGGCAGGUCCCACAAACCCCUCAACAUGGGCAAGGUCUUAGAAGUUAUGAACAGCUAUGACCUGGGCUGUGGCCCUGGUGGUGGCGACACCGCCCUUCAGGUGUUUCAGGCCGCAGGCCUGUCCUUUUCUGAUGGAGAACGCUUGACCUUAGCCAGAAAGAGUCUGAGCUGCCCCCAGGAGAAAACCCGGAAAAAGAGAAACACUAACUUCCAAAAGGCCAUUAGUGAGAAGUUGGGCCAGUAUACUUCCCAAACAGCCAAGCGCUGCUGCCAGGAUGGGCUGACCCGGCUGCCCAUGGUACGCACCUGUGAGCAGCGGGCAGCCCGUGUGCAGCAGCCGGACUGCCGGGAGCCCUUCCUGUCCUGCUGCCAGUUUGCUGAGAACCUACGCAAGAAGGCCCGUGCCAGGGGCCAGGUGGGCCUUGCCCGAGCCAUGCAGAUGCUCCAGGAGGAGGAACUGAUAGAGGAAGAUGACAUCCCUGUGCGCAGCUACUUCCCCCAGAACUGGCUCUGGGGACUGGAAACAGUGGACCGCUCCAAGACAUUGAAACUGUUGCUCCCGGACUCGCUGACCACAUGGGAGAUCCAUGGUGUGAGCCUGUCCCAGAGUGAAGGCUUGUGUGUGGCCACGCCAGCCCGACUGCGAGUGCUCCGUGACUUCCACCUGCACCUCCGCCUGCCCUCCUCCGUCCGCCGCUUCGAGCAGCUCGAGCUUCGGCCAGUGCUAUACAACUACCUGGAUAAAAACCUGACUGUGAGCGUCCAUGUGGCCCCAGUGGAGGGGCUGUGCCUGGCUGGGGGCGGAGGGCUGGCCCAGCAGGUACUGGUGCCUGCUGGCUCUGCCCGGCCUGUGGCCUUCUCCAUGGUGCCCACGGCAGCUGCUGCUGUGUCCCUGAAGGUGGUGGCUCGAGGGUCCUUCGAUUUCCCUGUGGGGGAUAUAGUGUCUAAGAUUCUUCAAAUAGAGAAGGAAGGGGCCAUCUUCAGGGAAGAGAUUGUCUAUGAACUCAAUCCGCUGGACCACCGAGGCCGCACGUUGGAAAUUCCUGGCAACUCUGAUCCCAAUAUUAUCCCUGACGGAGAUUUCAGCAGCUUUGUCAGGGUCACAGCCUCAGAUCCACUGGAUGCUUUGGGCUCUGGGGGGGCCUUGUCCCCAGGAGGCCUGGCCUCCCUACUGAAGCUACCCAAGGGCUGUGCUGAGCAAACCAUGAUCUACUUGUCUCCCACACUGGCUGCUUCCUCCUACCUGGACAGGACGGAGCAGUGGAGUGCACUGCCCCCAGAGACCAAGGACCAUGCUGUGGAUCUGAUCCAGAAAGGCUACAUGCGGAUCCAGCAGUUCCGGAAAACUGAUGGUUCCUACGGAGCUUGGUUACACCGGGACAGCAGUACCUGGCUCACAGCCUUUGUGCUGAAGGUACUAAGCUUGGCCCAGGAGCAGGUGGGCGGCUCACCUGACAAGCUGCAGGAAACGGCCAGGUGGCUACUGUCCCAGCAGCAGGCUGAUGGUUCCUUCCGGGACCCCUGUCCUGUGAUCCACAGGGACAUGCAGGGGGGCUUGGUGGGAGAUGAUGAGACUACAGCACUGACAGCCUUUGUGGUCAUUGCCCUUCAUCACGGGCUGGCUGCCUUCCAGGACGGGAGUGCCGAGGAGUUGAAGAAGAGAGUGGAAAGCUCCAUCUCCAAUGCAAACUCCUUCUUGGGGCGGCAAGUGAGUGCUGGGCUUCUGGGAGCCCACGCGGCCGCCAUCACAGCCUAUGCCCUGACGCUGUCCCAGGCCCCCGAGGAGCUGCAAAAUGUGGCCCACAACAACCUCAUGGCCAUGGCCCAGGAGACCGGUGACAACCUGUACUGGGGCACAGUUGCCGGAUCUCGGAACAAAGUUGUGUCACCUACCCUGGCUCCUCGCAGCCCAUCAGACCCUGUGCCCCAGGCCCCAGCCCUGUGGAUUGAAACCACGGCCUAUGGCCUGCUGCACCUGCUGCUUUGGGAGGGCAAGGCUGAGAUGGCUGACCAGGCUGCAGCCUGGCUCACGCGGCAGGGCAGCUUCCAGGGGGGAUUCCGCAGCACCCAGGACACGGUCAUCACCCUAGAUGCCCUUUCUAAAUACUGGAUCGCCUCCCACACCAUGGAGGAGAAGGCGCUCAACGUGACCCUCAGCUCCACUGGCCGCAGUGGCUUCAAGUCCCAUGUGUUCCACCUGAGCAACCACCACAUCAAGGGCCUGGAAGAGGAGCUGCAGUUUUUCUUGGGAAGCAAGAUUAAUGUGAACGUGGGAGGCAACAGCAAAGGAACCUUGAAGCUCCUGCGUACCUACAAUGUCCUGGACAUAAAGAACACCACCUGCCAGGAUCUUCAGAUUGAAGUGACAGUCACGGGCCACGUUGAGUACAUGAUGGAAGCAAAGGAGGACUACGAGGACUAUGAGUAUGACGAGCUUCCAUCCAAGGAUGACCCAGGCGCCCAUUCGCAGCCUGUGACACCCCUGCAGCUGUUUGAGGGACGGAGGAACCGCCGCAGGAGGGAGGUGCCCAAGGUGGCGGAGGAGCAGGAGUCCCGGGUGCAGUACACUGUGUGUAUCUGGCGGAAUGGCAAGGUGGGGCUCUUUGGCAUGGCCAUCGCGGACAUCACCCUCCUGAGUGGCUUGCAUGCCCUGCGGGCUGACCUGGAGAAGCUGACUUCCCUCUCUGACCGUUAUGUGAGUCACUUUGAGACCGAGGGGCCCCACGUCCUGCUCUACUUCGACUCGGUCGCCACCACAAAGGAAUGCGUGGGCUUUGGAGCCGUGCAGGAGGUGGCCGUGGGACUGGUGCAGCCGGCCAGUGCGACCCUGUACGACUACUACAACCCCGAGCACAAAUGUUCUGUGUUUUAUGGAGCACCAAGUAAGAGCAAACUCCUGGCCAAACUGUGCUCUGGUGAUGUCUGCCAGUGUGCUGAGGGGAAGUGCCCUCGCCAGCGCCGCACCCUGGAGCGGGGGCUGCAGGACGAGGACGGUUACAGGAUGAAGUUUGCCUGUUACUACCCCCGCGUGGAGUAUGGCUUCCAGGUGAAGGUUCUCCGAGAAGAUAGCAGAGCUGCUUUCCGCCUCUUUGACACCAAGAUCACCCAAGUCCUACACUUCACCAAGGAUGCCAGGGUCACUGUUGGUCAGACCCGAAACUUCCUGGUUCGUGCCUCUUGCCGCCUUCACCUGGAGCCCGAGAAAGAAUAUUUGAUCAUGGGUCUGGAUGGGGCCACCUAUGAUCUCAAGGGAGACCCCCAAUACCUGCUGGACUCAAAUAGCUGGAUUGAGGAGAUGCCCUCGGAACGCCUGUGCCGGAGCACCCGCCAGCGGGCAGCCUGCGCCCAGCUCAACGAUUUCCUUCAGGAGUACGGCACUCAGGGGUGCCAGGUGUGAGAUGGCUUCCCACCUCCCCAGAAGGAGCCCCCUCCGGGGAAAGGGGAGGCCUGAAGGUGCUGUGGCUUCCCCUGAACACAGCCCCAGGGCAGGGCAGGGGUUUAAUAAAGGCCUUUGGCAGCAAAGUGUCAUCUUGUAUCUCCAGGACUGAGAACAGUGUUCCCACUGCCCAUUCCAGGUUCUGGCAGGUCCAGGCCAGGGUUGGCAUCAUCUUGGACUCUCAGAGCCUGGUGACUCUUGGGGUGUUCAGCUCUCUCUGAACCCUCUCAGAUGGCUCAUUAGGGAGCUCAGUGCAUCGGGGCCCCCGAGCAGAAUUGUGACUCACAGCCUGCACCCCGAGGCCCCAGGGUCCACACUUCAACUGUGCCUCUAGGGCACUCCACUGCCCAUGUCGCCACCUCAGGCUGGGCUUGUGGGCAGCUAACACCUCAGCUCUUUGGUCGUAGAAGCCGCUGUCCAGCCACACGCGCCCCUCUGUCCUCAUGCAGUUGGCAGUUCUGGGUCUCUUGCAUUUGAUCAAGUUGAAAGCUGUUGAAACUUGAUCCUGUUAUCAGUGGCAUUAGGUAAUUUCCCAGAGUUGUGCAAUCCUCAGAUCCAAUCAUGUCUUCAUUCCAGUUACUGACUUUAAACCAGCCAAAAGGCUGACCUUGAUGGGUUUGUUAAUACUCUGAGAAGACUGCUGUUCAAUUGGGUUAACCCUCCCCAUCCCGCCUGCCUAGUCUCCCUUCCAUUCAGUGGCAUCACUGGGAUAUUCAGGGAUUACCCAGAAAUCUGUAUAAAGGAAUGUAUAUGAGGUCAAUUUUGAUGAAAACCAAGAUAGUUCAGCAACCUGCCUUUCAGUCAUUUGACAGAAAUUCCUGGCUCUGUCCCAUGCCCUGUGCUGGGCACCAGGGAUACAGCUAUGAACUCACUUCACCGUUGGGGGAGAUAGACCAGCAGAUGGGCAGUCCCUGUCUUCUGUGAAAGGUGUGAUGUAGGGGAGCCCCAUAGCCCUGAGGGGCACACAGUAGGGGCUUCUAACCCAAUCAGGAGAAAGAAUGUCAGAAGAGGGGCAGGGAAGGCUUCCUGGAGGAAGUGACAGGUCAGUUGGGUUCUGAAGGCUGAGAAGGAGUGAGGCAAAGAGAAUGGGGGUAGAAAAGUUAAGGCAAAAGAAGAAGAGACAAAGGCCAGAGGCCAGGACAGAGCACAUUUGGGGCACUGCAUGUAGCUCAUGAUGUCCAGAAUUUGGAUUUGGAGGUGAGGCGGAAGAGAUGGGUUGGUGAGGUAAGUGGAGCCAAUUAUAAAGGGAUGUGUCCACAAGCACUUCAGCUUUCUAACUGAGUGCCUCCUAUUCCAUGUAACUGAGAAGUUCUGACCUUCCUCAGAAGCUUCCUGGGGCUGUUGCUUACAUGGCCCAGUGGCUGCCCAUCAGAUCUCUCUCCCAAAAGCCAGUCACCAUGAUGGUGGAAACCUGUUUACCAGAGCCGAGGAUUCAGCUGCCAUUGUGGCAAGAUGUGGCCUGGGUCUAAGUGGUCAACUAUGAGGAAGGAGGAAGCUGUCACUCCCUAACCCCAGAAAGCCCACCCCAUUUUCCUCCCCCUCAUCCCCAGCCUGGAAGCAGGCUAAGCCUGAGCCUCUUCCCCAGGGCCUCCAGCAGUUAACCAGUCAGGCUGGCAGGUAGCAUAGCCUGGAUCUCAACUCUGGCUCCCCACCAGCACCACCUGUGCUCUGGGUAAAGCUUCAAUGGGAGAAGGACCUCCUGCCCCCGGAUGCUGGGGUCUGAUGCUCAGCUGGGUCAGUCCACAGAGCCAGGGUUAGGGAGUUGGGGACAGUGUGAACAGGCUGUCACCCAAGGCCUGGGCAUCAGUUCACCUCCAAACUUUCACUGAGACCUGCCACCCCUAUUUGGCAUGACCUUUCCCCAAGCCCCUCGUCUAAACCCCUCAACUGCCUCCUCACCCUC